Messenger RNA from Haemonchus placei, 849 nucleotides. Lineage: Eukaryota; Metazoa; Nematoda; Chromadorea; Rhabditida; Trichostrongylidae. The record is from the annotation of a GenBank genome assembly.
AUGUUUCAGGCUCCGAUCGUUCCUGUAGAACAGCCGAUCGCUCCAAAUGCUGUUGGCGAGGGUGAAGAUGUGAUUGUGGAGGAAGAAAUCGCACAGGAAGGCGUCGAAAUUCCCGACGACGAUAGCACCGAGGAACCACCGAUCGUUGAUCCACCUGGGCCCGCCCAGCCACUUCCACCUCCUCAGCAACUCCCGCCUCUUCAGCCACUCCAGCCACCUCCACAACUUCCGCAAUUUGUGGUCCGUCUCAUUACCGGCGAAAUGAAGCGACUCGAUGAUCUGAAGGUUAACGAUUGGGUUCAAACACUGAAAGGCGCCGAGGUGCGAUACGCCCCCGUGACCUUCUGGCUCCACCGAGUCCCAUCGCAAAAAGCGGAAUUUGUUAGGCUAGAACUAUCAGAUGGAACUGAGCUCAAACUCACCGCAAAACACUUCAUAUACAGAACCAAAUGCACAGAUGAAGGAAACCAGGUUACUACAGAUGAGCUAUCACGUGAAGCUGUGCUCGCUGAGAAAAUAGUCGAGGGGGAUUGCCUCUACCAAGUGGUUGGAGAUGAACACGUCCGAACAGCUCGAGUAACAAAGAUUUCAAGCGUAACCGAGACAGGAAUCUAUUCACCAAUGACAUCUAAUGGAAGGAUUGUGGUCAAUGGUGUCUACGCCUCAUGUCAUAAUAUCGUCCAGAGCAAUUCCCUUCAGAAUACCUUCUUCAGUUACGCAGACAGGAUGAGGAAAUUCUAUGCUUCAUUGUUCUCAACAGAAUCGGAUGUAGCUGAAUUACCAAUGGGAAUGGAUUUAAUUGCAAAUAUGCUCGAUCUCGUCAUCCCUAAGGACCUCGUUACUUUGUGA